Messenger RNA from Olea europaea var. sylvestris, 2340 nucleotides. RefSeq lists its product as uncharacterized. The record is from RefSeq and is a predicted model, not a curated record. The transcript has a single exon. NCBI's taxonomy places the organism in Eukaryota, Viridiplantae, Streptophyta, Magnoliopsida, Lamiales, Oleaceae. Gene Ontology annotation, molecular function: zinc ion binding; nucleic acid binding. The coding region runs from base 1 to 2340 and encodes 779 amino acids.
AUGAAUCUCAAAGAUUUAGAACACUCACACGAAGUAUUAUCUCAGCAAGUUGCCAAUCUUUCAACUGAUUUAGCGUCUAUGAAGGCUGAUUUUGCUGAACUUAAAGAUUUUAUCAUUGAGUUACGUCGAAAUCCUGAAAAAUGCCCCGCAGAUAAUUUUUCUGAAUCCACGACCAUAGGUCAAAACAUUCAUAACAUUGCUCAACAGGCUCCUGUCAUUCCACCUAGAGGGGAAUCCCCUACGAUACAGCAUCCUAUUCACAACGCACACACCCCCGAAUAUCUGGAACCUGGUGUCCAAUAUAAUACUCGCCCUGAACCCCGCCCCCCACAUUUUGAUCGACAUAGGGACCUUGUUGAUGACAUGUCUAGAAACAUUAAAGUAGAUGCUCCCGAAUUUGAUGGCCGUCUAGACCCCGAAGCCUUUUUAGAUUGGAUGGACUCCAUCGAAGAAUACUUUGAUUGGUAUCGCAUGCCGGAUUAUCAGCGGCUUCGCUUCGCCAAAAUGAAACUCACCAAAUCUGCUAAACGCUAUUGGAAAAACUUGACACGAAACCUCGAACAUUUAGGACAACCUAUCACCCUAUGGGUGGAAAUGAAAACAAAACUGAAAGAAAAGUAUGUCCCACCAUUCCAUCGAUCUCAGCUUCUAGAGCGUUUGCUUAACCAUAGACAAAACUCCUCGACCGUGUCUGACUAUAGAUCUCGUUUUGAUGAGUUGCUCCAUCGUUCCAGUCUUUAUGAACCCGAGGAUGUCACUGUUACUCCAUUUCUUAAUGGCCUAAGGCCCGACCUUAAACACCACGUCACCGUGCUCAGUCCCUUUUCCCUAGAGGACGCCUAUCACAAAGCCCUCGAGUAUGAGAGGUACUCUCGAGCACCAUACACUCAAAGGAGCCUUUCGAACUUUGUGGACCCUCGCCAACCACGUCCUAACCCAUCCUCCACUCCUGGUAGUAUUCCAGCAUCAACUCAGUCUUGCACAGUUGUCGGGUCUUCUUCAUCAUCACCUUCACUUUCCCAAGAUAUCAAUAAGUAUCAACCUUCUUCUUUUGCUUCUUCCCAUAUCGCUAACCCGUCAAUCGUGUGUCAUCAUUGUCAGAAUCAAGGUCAUAUAGCAUCUCGAUGCCCUCAUCGUACCCUUACUGUUAAUCAAGAACCACUACUUCCAACACCGAAAAUCGAUGAAUGUUUUACGGUCGAUCCUAUUGACCAUUCUCAUGAGGACCUCGAACAACUUGAGUGUCACGUGGAGGAUGAGGUUGUUGUCUCAAUCAUGAGAUGCAUCCUCUCCACCCCUGUUAACUCUCAUUCUUGGAAAAGGACAUCAAUAUUCCACACGUACAUACCGUGUAACUCUAGUUUUUGCAAAUUAGUAAUUGACGGGGGUAGUACCAUGAACGCCAUUUCCACCUCAGCGGUAACCAAAUUCGGCUUCAAGCCUGAACCCCACCCUCGCCCUUUUAAGGUGGCAUGGGUCAAUAGGACUUCUUUGCCUGUUACUCAUCGUUGUCUUGUAUUCCUUACAUUUGGCCCAUAUUCAGAAGACCUUUACUGUGACAUUCUACCUAUGGUUGUUGCUCACGUGCUUUUGGGUCGCCCUUGGCUCUACGAUCAUGAUGUUAAGCACUUCGAGCGUGAUAACACUUAUGAGUUUGUCCAUAAUGGCAAACCCAUUCGGCUUCUUCCAACCAAACCAUUUGACCCCUCCAAGAGACCACCGCCUAAAACAACACCCACUUGUGCUACAAGUACAAAGAACCGAAUUCAGGUCUUGUCCCAUAAGGCCUUUGAGCUUGAGGCGCACGACACCGGGUUGAUGUUUGCGUUAGUUACCAAAGCAUGUUCCCAACCUACUACUGAAGCAAACUCUGAUCGCCUCCUUGUUACCACUCCGUUGUUAGAGGAGUUUAGCGCUGUCAUGCCAGAUGACCUACUUGAUGAAUUUCCUCCCAUUCGUGAUAUUCAACAUGCAAUCGACUUGGUCCCGGGAUCACAAUUACCAAAUCGCCCUCACUAUAGGAUGAAUCCUACGGAACGGGUCAAGCUAAAUAAACAGGUUGAGGCAUUACUAUCUAAAGGUUUUAUUCGUCAUAGCCUUAGUCCUUGUGCAGUCCCCGUCCUACUUACGCCCAAAAAAGACGGAUCUUGGCGUAUGUGUGUCGAUAGUCGUGCUAUUAACAAAAUUACUAUAAAAUAUCGAUUUCCCAUACCACGCCUCGACGACAUGCUGGAUGAGUUAGUGGGAUCCUUAUGGUUUUCUAAAAUAGAUCUACGAAGUGGAUAUCACCAAAUUAGGAUUAGACCAGGGGAUGAAUGGAAAACAACCUUUAAGACGUAG